Molecule: messenger RNA, 1314 nt
Organism: Lodderomyces oxycetoniae
Lineage: Eukaryota; Fungi; Ascomycota; Pichiomycetes; Serinales; Debaryomycetaceae
Exons: 1
Coding region: 1-1314 (437 amino acids)
Source: RefSeq, a predicted model, not a curated record
AUGACCUCUGGUAAUACACGGGCUUUACAAAUAAAGAAACCACCGAGUGAAGGUAAACUACUUAAGCAUGACACCAAACCUGCUGAGGAUAGAACUUUGCAAGAAACAGAAACUGUUAGAAAUACACGAUUGAAUGCAUCAAUUUAUCAUAUUUUCGAUGAUUCGAUAGAUCUAUAUAAGCAAGAGAAUAAUUCAUCUGAUCUACUUGGUAGACUAUAUUACGACUGCUAUGACUCUGAUGUGAUAUCACCUAGCAGCUCAGCUGCUGGGACGCCGAUUUUGUCACCGGCGCGGGAAAACGUGGGAGACGGUGUUGACGAGGAUAAUGAGUUUCAUUUUGGCCCUUUACGAAAUCUUCAUGAUAGCCAAAUUUCGUUGAAAAACGUGGGAUUGGCUGCAUGUUCAAAUACAUCUUCAUCGACGUCAUUGAACGGUCUAGCCGCUGCUCAACGUGUCAACUCUAACUCUAACUCGGGAGCUAGGCCAUUAUCCUCCAAGAGGAUUCCCUUAGAAAGAGGUAUCACCUUUGAUACUAUUGCACAUGGGUCACGAAAGUCGCUCACAUUAAAGUCGAAGCAUCCGCAGUUCAAGUUUAGAAGAAAUAACAAGACUUGGCUAGUAGGGUUCAGUAAUGAUCUGGAAAGUACUAAAGCCAUUGAAUGGCUCUUUGAUGAAAUGGUGACAAAUGGCGAUACAAUAAUCAUUCUACAAGUCUUGGACGAAAAGAAAACCCCAUUAUCAAGCAUUGAUAAAUUGCAAGCCAAUACUCAUCUUGCCAACUUUGAGAAGUUGAAUGUCCAUUUGAAAAAAAUAGCAAUUGUUUUUGAAGUCGUUAUAGGCAAGCCUCAAAAAUGUUUGAAAUUGGCAAUCGAAGAGUAUAAUCCUUCAAUGAUGGUUAUAGGAACACAUCAUUAUAGCGAAGCGAGAGAUUCAAAUCAUCAUCAUCGAGGGUUUUUCAGCUCCUCGUCGUUAUCCAAAUAUUUUCUUGAAUAUGCACUAGUUCCUGUUAUAAUAGUCAAACUAACAUACAAUUAUACGGAAUAUCUUGCUCAUCCAAUAGAUUCAGAAUUCCAUUUUCAAAAUUGGAUCAAAAACAUACAAGAUCAUCCACAAUCUGCUAUGCUGCAGCUGAAUCAAACACAUCAAAUGAAGAAAAUCUCGGGGUUCUUGAGCCCCAAUAGUUCAAAGAACUCCUCAUUCACCAACUUGGCAGAAGAGAAUAGAGGUAGAAAACUUGAUACCGAAAGCAGUCGAUCAAGGUCUACAUCAAGAACAAAACCUUUUUCAAAGUUAUUUGGUAAAAGUGACAAGUAA